Molecule: messenger RNA, 2751 nt
Organism: Cavia porcellus (domestic guinea pig)
Lineage: Eukaryota; Metazoa; Chordata; Mammalia; Rodentia; Caviidae
Gene: P4ha1
Product: prolyl 4-hydroxylase subunit alpha 1
Exons: 15
Coding region: 210-1814 (534 amino acids)
Biological process (GO): peptidyl-proline hydroxylation to 4-hydroxy-L-proline
Cellular component (GO): endoplasmic reticulum
Molecular function (GO): L-ascorbic acid binding; procollagen-proline 4-dioxygenase activity; iron ion binding
Source: RefSeq, a predicted model, not a curated record
GCUGCAGUCACCUCCUCCUCCUCUGCACGGCAGUCGCGGCCUAGAGGUUAUAAAAGGGCUAACAGGCUCCCUCUGCUGCCCAGUUGCACCGCCAGCGAGCUGAGGGCAGGGAGUAAGUAGUCCUGGGAGAAGGCGACCUGAAUCCAGAGCGAGCCACCCUCCCGUCCCACUACCCAGGUGUGUGAACCUGUAAAAUUAAAUCAUCCAAGAUGAUCUACCAUGUUCUAAUUGUAGGGAUUCUACUUCCUCAAACUUUGGCCCAUCCAGGGUUUUUUACUUCAAUUGGUCAGAUGACUGAUUUGAUCCAUACUGAAAAAGAUUUGGUGACUUCUCUGAAAGAUUAUAUUAAAGCAGAAGAGGAUAAGUUAGAACAGAUAAAAAAGUGGGCAGAGAAGUUAGAUCGGCUAACUAGCACAGCAACAAAGGAUCCAGAAGGAUUUGUUGGGCAUCCUGUAAAUGCAUUCAAGUUAAUGAAACGCCUGAAUACUGAGUGGAGUGAGUUGGAGAAUCUGGUCCUUAAGGAUAUGUCAGACGGGUUUAUCUCUAACCUGACCAUUCAGAGACAAUACUUCCCUAAUGAUGAAGAUCAGGUUGGGGCAGCCAAAGCUUUGUUGCGUCUCCAGGACACCUACAAUCUGGACACAGAUACCAUCUCAAAGGGUAAUCUUCCAGGAGUAAAACACAAAUCUUUCCUAACGGCUGAGGACUGCUUUGAGUUGGGCAAAGUGGCCUACACAGAAGCAGACUAUUACCACACUGAACUGUGGAUGGGACAAGCCCUCAGGCAGCUGGACGAGGGUGAGGUGGCCACUGUGGACAAGGUCUCUGUGCUAGAUUAUCUGAGUUAUGCUGUAUACCAGCAAGGAGACCUCGAUAAGGCCCUUCUGCUCACAAAAAAGCUUCUUGAACUAGAUCCUGAGCAUCAGAGAGCUAAUGGUAACUUAAAAUAUUUUGAGUACAUAAUGGCUAAAGAAAAAGAUGACAAUAAGUCUACUUCAGGUGACCAAUCUGAUCAGAAAAGCACACUGAGGAAAAAAGGGAUUGCUGUGGAUUACCUGCCCGAGAGACAGAAGUACGAAAUGCUGUGCCGUGGGGAGGGUAUCAAAAUGACUCCUCGAAGACAAAAAAAACUGUUUUGCCGCUACCAUGAUGGGAACCGGAAUCCUAAAUUUAUUCUGGCUCCAGCCAAACAGGAGGAUGAGUGGGACAAGCCUCGUAUUAUUCGCUUCCAUGAUAUUAUUUCUGAUGCAGAAAUUGAAAUUGUCAAAGAUUUAGCAAAACCAAGGCUAAGCCGAGCUACAGUACAUGACCCUGAGACUGGAAAAUUGACCACAGCACAAUACAGAGUAUCUAAGAGUGCCUGGCUGUCUGGCUACGAAAACCCUGUGGUGUCUCGAAUUAAUAUGAGGAUACAAGACCUAACAGGACUAGAUGUGUCCACAGCAGAGGAAUUACAGGUAGCAAAUUAUGGAGUUGGAGGACAAUAUGAGCCUCAUUUUGACUUUGCACGGAAAGAUGAACCAGAUGCUUUCAAAGAACUGGGGACAGGAAAUAGAAUUGCCACAUGGCUGUUUUACAUGAGCGACGUGUCUGCAGGAGGAGCCACUGUUUUUCCUGAAGUAGGAGCCAGCGUUUGGCCCAAAAAGGGAACUGCUGUUUUCUGGUACAAUCUGUUCGCCAGUGGAGAAGGAGAUUAUAGUACACGGCAUGCAGCCUGUCCAGUACUAGUUGGAAACAAAUGGGUAUCCAAUAAAUGGCUCCAUGAACGUGGACAAGAAUUUCGAAGACCCUGCACUUUGUCGGAACUGGAAUGACAAACUGGCUUCCCUGCCCUCCUGUUGUACUCUUAACAUGUCUGAUACACACAGUUCUUUGUCUUAACUUUCAAGGUUUACAAUUGACUAACACUCCAUGAUUGAUUCAGUCAUGAACCUCAUCCCAUGUUUCAUCUGUGGACAAUCACUUUGUGGGUUUUCUCUUUUACAAGUAACACUAAAUCACCACAUUUGAUAAGAGCUUAAAAGUUUAGUUGGUAUAACAGAAGGCAGAGUUAAAAUGAAAAUUGUAUAUUUUAAACAACUUUUUGGCUGGGCAAUACAAUUUAAACAUCUGUUUUAGUAUUUCAUGACAUCCUGACUGAUGCAUAGUGGCCAGAGUGGGCUGUGUGGAGGAAGCAGAUGCUUUCCGGUUGGUAGCUAGCUAAGUGUCGUGCUGGCCUAUCUUCCUUGCAGCUUGUUUUCUGGGCCUGCUUGAACCCCAGUAAUAAAUUAGGAAUCCGACCUGGACUGUAGGUAAUGUUUUCCCCUUCGUACAGUAUUGUAAAUUGAGUUUUCCCUACAUCCAUUUUAAAGAAAGUAUAUUGUAUUUUGCAGCUCUCUGUGAAUUAAUCAUGUUUGAAUUAAAAUAAUUCUUUUUUUUUACAACAGAAAGCCCUGCAUAACAACAAUAGGCCUUCUUAGUAUGCUCAUUAGUCUGUUCUUCCUUGUUUCUCUUGACUGAUGGUUUUUUCUCAGUGCCAAUACUUUGCCUCUGACUCCUCCUACAGCAGGGUGGUGAUACUGGCAUUCUGAUGAAAUAUUGUGCCUUAGGAGACUGGAAGUUUAAAAAUGUACAGGUCCUUUCAGUGAUGAGGGAAUUGAUUUUAAAAGAAAAUCUUUUUUCUUAAAAAACCAAAAUGUUUGUUUUUUUAAAAAUUCUGAAAUGUGUUGACAAUAAUGACCUAUUUAUGAUCUUAAAUUUUUUUUAAAAAUG